This is a messenger RNA of Fusarium verticillioides 7600, 2290 nucleotides long. RefSeq lists its product as hypothetical. The coding region runs from base 288 to 2018 and encodes 576 amino acids. The record is from RefSeq and is a predicted model, not a curated record. The transcript has 4 exons. Gene Ontology annotation, molecular function: ATP:3'-cytidine-cytidine-tRNA adenylyltransferase activity; RNA binding. NCBI's taxonomy places the organism in Eukaryota, Fungi, Ascomycota, Sordariomycetes, Hypocreales, Nectriaceae. Gene Ontology annotation, biological process: tRNA 3'-terminal CCA addition.
AGAAUGGGCACCUCGAGGCUUUAUUCUAAAGGCCCUGGGUAGGUACCUAGGUAGAGAUACCUUUAUCAAUCACCAAGACGCCCCAACUCGAACAUACCUGGUACCUACUCCCUCAGUCUCAAGUAUUUAGACAGACAUGCCUUAGGCACGUGUUUAUGAGGCAGCAUCAUUUCCUUUCUACCUACUAAGGUACCUAUUUACCUACCUAUCUUAUCCUUUCGCUCCUUUCGCUAUCACACAUACAAUCGUAAUUUAUUUGUGCAGCGGCCCCACCCACCCAACGUCAAAUGCUCAAACGCUCUUUGCGUCUUGCGAUGAAGAGAAAUCUCGACUCAUUUCUCAAGGAUCACUAUUCGUUGACUUCCAAAUCGGUCACGACCCCAAGAACGCCAUCUCCCAAAGUCAAAGUUCCUGGACCGCCUGCCAAGGUUCCCAAGUCCAAGUCCAAGCCCAGCAUGGUGACCACCACCAUUCAACUCACCAGCAAGGAGCAGCAGCUCCGCCGUUUGCUUCUCGAUGUUGCCAAAGAUAUAGACGAGUCCGGAAAAGCUCCAGAGCCUAUUGUUCUCCGUUGGGCCGGUGGCUGGGUACGCGACAAGCUGCUCGAUAUCCAGAGUCAUGACAUAGACGUGGCCAUCAACGCCAUGACUGGGGUCCCUUUUGCUCAAGCUAUGUGCGAUUAUUGUGAACGACCAGAGGCCAUGUCCAAGCACAGCAUUGGCCAUGCAGAUAUUGGAAGCCUCCACAACGUUGCGCGCAACCCUGAGAAGUCCAAGCAUCUGGAAACGGCCAUGAUCAAGAUGUUUGGUCUGGAUCUCGAUUUCGUCAACCUCAGAAAGGAAACCUAUACCGAGGACAGUCGAAACCCUCAAAUGGAAUUCGGUACGGCUGAAGAGGACGCUCGCCGCCGCGAUGCCACCGUGAACGCACUCUUCUACAACUUACACGACGAUCGUGUUGAAGAUUUUACGGGGGGACUUGCAGAUAUGGAAGCUAAAAUAAUCAGAACCCCUUUGGAGCCCUUCCAGACCUUCAUGGACGACCCUUUGAGGGUUUUGAGACUUGUUCGUUUCGCCAGCCGGCUCCAAUUCACAAUUGACGCCAGCACGCGCAGAUACAUGGCAGACCCAAAGGUCCUCGAGGCAUUGCGUGCCAAGAUCAGUCGAGAGCGAGUUGGCGUAGAGUUGGAGAAAAUGCUCAAAGGAGAUCACCCUUUUGAAGCACUUCAACUCAUCCAUGAGUUACAACUCUUCCAUGCAAUCUUUACCGACCCAACCCAGGAGAACCUCCCAGUCCCCGAUAUAUCGCGCUGGGCUGUUGCUUAUACUUGUCUUGAUGAGCUUCUCAAGGAUCGAGACUCGACUUCCAUCGCUGGUCGACUUAUCACAUCCACGGAUGCCACAUACUCCGCUUGGAACCUUGCCGCGCUCUCUCCAUGGAUGACGGUCGAAGAGCCUCCGCAUCCUCGUAGGAAAGCAAACGCUCUCCCUCUCGUGGCCAUUGUCUCGCGCGAAGGCUUCAAAGCCCCAAAUCGACUUUCGAGUGUUGUUGCUGCUUCGCAUCGCAAUCGUGAUGAAAUUUUGAAGUUGAAACGUGCCGUCUGCAAUGGAGAGUCGUACAUCCAAGAACGAGAUCGCUUCGGCAUGGCAAUCAGGAAGUGGGACACGCCCGCUGGUACCUGGAGACUGCAGGUUUUGAAUGCACUACUCGUCGAGGCCCUAGAAACCCUGACGGUCUGGCGCCAAGAAGAGUCAGCAGAACAAAGUAACUUCUUAGCAGGCUGGAAGAGUUUCCUCGACCACCUCGCCAAGUUAGACGUUUAUGAAGUUACGACACUCGAAAAGCUCCUUGAUGGCGGAAAGCUCGCCAAAGCACUUGGUGGUAUCAAACCGGGGAAAUGGACAGGUCCGGCUCUAGAUGUAUGUGUUGCAUGGCAACUUCGCAACCGUGGCGAAUCAGACCCAACCGGCGCAAUAGAAGAAGUACAGCGGCGGAGAGAAGAGUUGGGGAUACCGUGAGUAAGGAGCUAAGUUGGUAUUCGUUCCAAGUCGGCAGCUCUGCAUAGCAUAUGCCCUGGUGCAGCCUAUUCUAAGUGUGUCAAGUAGGUAUUGGCCUAGGCAAAGCUGCCAUGACUUGACUAUCAUGAUGGAUACACGACCUGUAUGGAUGCAAUGCAUAUUUAGAGCUAAAAGACCCUACAUUGCAAUUGAUACGAUCAAGUGAAAUGAUAAAGAACUUGACAAAAUAGAGCUAGUUUCCAUACAGUGCGACCAACUGAGUUUUUGACACC